This is a messenger RNA of Lates calcarifer (barramundi perch), 2677 nucleotides long. RefSeq names its product neurogenic differentiation factor 2. The transcript has 2 exons. The coding region runs from base 789 to 1868 and encodes 359 amino acids. Gene Ontology annotation, molecular function: protein dimerization activity. Gene Ontology annotation, biological process: nervous system development; regulation of DNA-templated transcription. Lineage: Eukaryota; Metazoa; Chordata; Actinopteri; Centropomidae. The record is from RefSeq and is a predicted model, not a curated record.
CAUAGGGCUUAUGUGGAUUAUUUGUAGGCUUGUGAAUCGUUUUUUUUUUUCUUAUCCAACAAAAUCAUUAGCCUAUAAGUAAUCCUAUAACAAUCCAUCUGGAGGAUUCUCACUUUGCUGUAGCCUAAAAUUUGAAUGAUAUCAUUGUAAGAAUAUAGUAUCACAGGAUUACUAUAAAUAUUUCUCAUAAGGGGAUUGUUUCCCUAAACCUCCUAUAUGAGAUUAACCCCGUUUUUUCCUAAAGAUGGAGGCUAACAGAAGUGGUUUGAAUCCAGUGCGGGUUUUUUUGUGCCAUUCACUCCUUAUUUCAUUUUCUCUUUCAGCUCAGUGACAGAUGGCGAGUCCCUCUCCCCCAGGGGAAGCCAGUCUCUGUGAAUGCGGCCGCAUGUCAAUCACCGGCUCUCAUGUGAUGGCUCUUGCCAAUGACGUGCCAGCCAUAUGGGCCUGGCAUCAGAGCUGGUAUGUAACCCACCCAGUCCUGCCUCUGAGGUGCCACACGGCUCCCUCCGCGCGUUUGGGGCUCGGGAUAGCAGCGGCAGCAGCAGCAGCAGAAACAGCAGACAGAUAGAGAGACAGAGCAGGGUGGCAGGAGAGAAAGAGAGAGAGAGAUAGAGAGAGAGAGAGAGAGAGAGAGAGAGAGGUGUGCGAGAGCAAGAAGCACAGCGCCUCGCCUGCACAAGCAUCCGUGCAGGGCGUGUGUGGAUGCGAUGCCCACCCGGAGAGAGAUGGUGUAAACAAACCCGCUUCAACCCCGUCACUGAGCCCCACCACGGAGGUUGCUUGCCACAAUGUUGAGCCGUCUGUUCAGCGAGGUGCUGCCGGACGUCCAGAGGCUCGCGGCUGACUGGGUGGAGGACAACGAGAGCGAGGACUGCAAGGCCAAGGACGAUGAGCACGAGCCCUGUCACCUCGGGGAGGACGACCUGGACGAGCCGCAGGAGGGCAGCAGUCGGGCCGAGUCUGAGAUGGCCGGCGACGACGACGACGAGGAGGACGACGAGGCCGAGGAGGAAGAGUGCGGAGACGAGAACAGCGGAGACAAACCCAAGAAGCGCGGCCCAAAGAAACGGAAGAUGACGGCGGCGCGCGUGGAGCGCUCCAAAUUGCGUCGACUGAAGGCAAACGCGCGGGAGCGCACGCGCAUGCACGACUUGAAUUCUGCGCUGGACAAUCUGCGCAAAGUGGUGCCGUGCUACUCCAAAACCCAAAAACUCUCCAAGAUUGAGACGCUGAGGCUGGCCAAGAAUUAUAUAUUAGCUCUUGGGGAGAUUUUACGCAACGGGAAGCGUCCAGAUGUGGUGUCCUAUGUGCAGAUGUUGUGUAAAGGCCUGUCACAGCCCACGACCAACCUGGUGGCAGGCUGUCUGCAGCUCAACACAAGGAACUUCCUGACUGAACCGUGUUCAGACGGAGCCCGCUUCCACAUGCCCAGCUCUCCUUUCUCCGUCCAUCCCUACCCCUACCGCUGCUCCCGCCUCUCCAGUCCGCAUUACCAGACCGGGUCCGGUGCGCUCAAUUUGCGUACCCAUUCCUACGGUCCUGGGUACGAGGCCGUGUACCCGCCGGGGGGGACGUCUCCUGACUACAGCAGUCCGGACUACGAAGGCCAGCACAGCCCCCCGGUCUGCCUGAACGGCGGACUGUCUGGGAGACAGCAGGAGUCCUCGGAGACAGACAGGAACUAUCAUUACUCUAUGCAUUACUCCGGACUGACCACGUCUCGACCCGGCCACAGCCUACCGUUUGGGCCCUCGGGUGCGCGCAGUGGCGGUGCGCACUCGGAAAACAUUCCACCUUUCCACGACGUGCACUUGCAGCACGACAGGGCUCCUCCAUACGAGGACCUCAAUGCUUUUUUCCACAACUGAGCCCCUGUAACCAGCCAGACUUAAUGACCUUCUAAUGAUAAUCCUAUAACGUGUAAUAUUGUCUGGAAAACAAGAGGAGCCUCUGAAAGGAUGAGAGAUGGAAGUGACAGAAAGAGUCCUCCGAUUACCUUCUGUAUUCUACUGAUGUCAUCCCUAUACUGUUGUACAUCCUAUCAAAGUGUGUCCAGUAUUAUCCUGUAUGCAGAACGAGUGCAAUUGACAUAAACGAUGUAUAGGCCCACGAGAAAAACAUGUUAUGACACAAACAACAGAAAUAAUAAAAAAAAUGUUUUAUAAUUGUCUGAAAUGAUCGAACAAAUCUUUUUGUGAACAUCAGAUGAACAUUCACUCUCGGGCUGUGUGUGCAGUAGGCCCAAAGCACAGGCUGCCCUGAUUCCAUGAAAUAAUCUCACGUUAAAAGUAUCUAAAAAACACAGGUAAUUUUAUUUGUUUGUUUGUUUUUUCCAAGCAAAAUAAAAUCCUCGUCUGAAAUAAUAUCAUCUGAAACCUUUGGCUGCUAAACUGUGAUUUUAUUUUUUUGUCUGAAAACAAAUAUGCUUCCUGAAGUGAUUUCAACAGUCCUGUCACACAUAUUUUGACAUACUCAUCUUUUUGUUUAUUUGAAUUAAACACUAAAAUCAUUUUUCACAUGGUUAAAUCCCAGAGGAGCUGAAGCCUGUAUUGUUAAUGGAUGACAUAAAUAUGAAAGCAAAUGUAAAAGUAAUUUUGCUCAUCUUGGUUUUCUGGUAAAUUUUAUCAGCCUGUAAACUGUGCAUCAAUGUGAAACCCUGAGUUUUAUGUUUCUUUGA